Molecule: messenger RNA, 4133 nt
Organism: Klebsormidium nitens
Lineage: Eukaryota; Viridiplantae; Streptophyta; Klebsormidiophyceae; Klebsormidiales; Klebsormidiaceae
Source: the annotation of a GenBank genome assembly
GCACAGCAUAGCCCCAUCUUGAUUGAUGAUCAAUCGGAUUGCGAGGUGAAGACUGGUUACUUUCAGCAGGUGGGAGCCUUCGCUUCCGGUACAUCGCACUCGCUUUCACAGCCUGGUGUAUCUAGUGGAAGCUUGAAAGAUGGAGAUUGCAUAUGCUUGAUGGAGCCUAGUUCAUAGCUAUCGUUUCAGUCUUUGAGAAUGGCGUGGAGAUCGAACUGCUGUCGCGGUGCUGAAGGAGCUAAGGAAACCAUUGGAGGGUCCACUUCUGCAUCAAGUCAAUGUGUGCAACUUCGGCAAAUGGUGGUGGAGGCAGAAGGGAGUGACAGGCCGCUGGACCUAGAGUUCUUGCAGGAAUCACUGGCAGAAGCAGCCAGAGUUUCGCCAACAACUAAAGGAGAGGCCGUACAACUCCUGGCAAGUCUGGCAGCUCUUCUCAUCAAGCGGUGUCCAGCAUCGUCGACGCCAGCGGAUGUUGAGAUGCUCGACACAUACUCCAAAUUGGUGGCUGACACAAGCGCACGCACCCCACUGACUGGUCCAUCAGGGGAGCUGUCUGUAGUGGUGUCAGCUCUAGUAUUGGGCCUGUCAAUCCCGUCGCAAGGCAGAUCCCACAUGAAUGGGAUCCAAGCAGUCAGCCACAUUGUUCAGGAGAACGCUUCGUCGCUCUCGCCAGCAACCAUCGAUGCCAUCGUACAGCACCUCCUUCCUCUCUGCCAAGCUCCCAUCUAUCCUCAAUCUGCUUCCUCCCCCGCCAAGACGAGUCUCUCGAGCAACCGAGCCCGAGGCCGAUCAUGGUCCUCUGGGGGGGCGGAACGCUCUGCUUUCGAGGACCCCCUGGAGGCGCAGCGUCUGGCGCUGGUCGCUCUUGGCAGUCUGUUCGCCAAGGCAGGAGCACAGCUCACUUUGGACCACUGUUCACAGGCUCUUGAGGUGCUCGGAAAGCGAUUGGACUUGGCGACGGCUCCAGGACGACUGAUGGAAGAUCUUGCGUCAUCCCGUCUCUACGCAGCCUUGCUGCGAUGCCUCCAGCUGGUACUUGUACACGAAAAAGUUUCCCUGGAUACCAGGGUCGCUUCCCUGGUUCCCUCUCUUCGGCCCUUCUUCACUUACGGCCUUACCAAGCGGCCAGGAAGCGCGUCCACCACUCCCCGGCGCGACCAGCCCUGGCGCCGGGGCUCUUUCCAAGAUACGAAAAGCGGCUCAGACUCCGAAGGCGCUCCAUCUGCCCGAGCUCUCGCCCAGACUCUCAACUCCCUAGAGAUAAGCGGAGACGCCUCUGGUAGUAACAGUGAACGCGGGAGAAACGAGGGAGCCGGACCUGGGCCGGGAUCUGCCGCAACGAAGAGCGCUUACGUCCCCCCUCAUCUGCGGAAAACACAGCCGCCCCUCCUGCCACUCCCGAGCUCCAACGGCACCCCUACGAAACCCGGGGCCUCGUUUCGCGCCCCUGACGUUGCUUUAGUGUUAUCCUCCGAGUCUGAGCAAAGUGACAGCGACGGUGCCGGGGCCGACGGCGACCGUUACAAGGCCUCCAAGGUGCGCAUUGAGGCCAUGUCGUGCGUGCAGGCGGUCGCGCGCCGGGACCCCAAGGCCCUACACUCUCAGUGGGCCGCGCUGCUCCCCACGCACGGGGCCCUGCUGACAAGGCCCCCCAUCCCGCACCUCCUGAACCCGCUCCUCUCAGACCCCCUCCCCAAAGUGCGCCUCGCGGCGGCCGCGGCGAUCGGAGCGAUGCUCGAGGGCCCGGCGCGGGCGUUCCUGCAAGCCGCGGAGUGGAAGGACGACGCGCGCUCAGGGCCGUUCCUGUCGCUCUCAGCGACGCUCGGGCUGAUCGUCAAGCAACUCCAUGCGGGGCUGCUUCACAGCGUCGGAACGGAACGGAGCGCGCAGGUGCUGGCCGGGGCGUUCAAGGCCCUGGCGCUGCUCAUAAGCGCGGCGCCUUAUCAUCGCCUCCCCGACGACCUUCUUCCCGACACUGUUAAACAGGUUCACCGGAAGACGCGGGCCCUGCUCGCGAACCAGUUCGCUGCGGAGGCGGGCGGGGCGGGCGCCGCGGCCGUUGCCUGCCUCGGCGCUGCCCUCGGGACAUUCACCCCGGUCGAGAAAGUUGCGGAUCUGCUCGUAACUGGGCCUCCCGACGCGUGCGGCGCAACCCCCGCGGCACCGAGCUCUCCAAGCCCGCUGCUCGCGGACCUCAUAAGCUAUUGCCAGCCGCCGACGGCCCCCGCGAUCGCGCUCGAGGCGUUCGCGGCGCUCCGGGAAGCGCUCCGAAACUACGGCGCACGCUACGUCGGGCUGUGGCCCGCCCUGUCGACUCUGCUCGGGGGGGCGUUCGGCGGGGCUUCAGCGGGCGUCACUGACGAUAGACUGGUUCUGGGGGGCGUGAAAGUGAUGGACGAGUUACUGAGGUCUAUUUCCGGGGGGGACGAUAGCGAGUCGGUGUCCAAGCCCCAGAACCGGGCGGACCUUCGCCAGGGCCCGAAGCAGCUUGCGCGAGCGGAAGGAGGUGUUGCGGAAAGGGGUCAAACGGAAAGCGACGGGAGCGCUUUACUGGUGGUAGCGUGUGCCACGUGGAAGGAGGUGCUGUCGAGGCACGUGCCCUGGUUGUUGGCUCAUCAGGCUCCCAUGGUCCGAAGCGCGGCUCUGGGGUGCUUGGCGGGCCUCUCACGACCCGUUUUCGAAAGCUUCGAUGCUCAGCAGAAGGACUUCGUAGUCCAGUCAGCCGCUAAGGCUUCCCAGGAUCCAAUACCAGCCGUCCGAUCUGCCGCCUGCCGCGCCGCCGGCGUCACAAUCAGUUUCCCGUUCGUCCCUGACCGACACCUGCUGACGCAAGCAAUUCUGAAGGGCGUCAGUGAUCCAGUCGUUUCCGUGCACAUCUUGGCGACCUGGGCGCUCGCCAACCUCUGCGAAGCUCUGGGGGAGCAGGAGGGAGACAAGGGGUCGGCGCAGCGAGUUCCGUCGGAGACCCUGAAACCCCUCACCGAAGCCGCUCUUGAAGCUGUCCGAGACGGGGACAAAGUACGUGCGAAUGCAGUGCGCGCGCUCGGGAACCUGUCCGCCGUCGCCGACCUCAGCAUCGUCGCCGGCGAAUCACAGGGCGACACGUGGAUCGACAGGAUGGUGGCGGCGCUGCUGACGUGUACGACGACUGGCAACGUCAAAGUGCAGUGGAAUGUGUGCCAUGCACUGGCGCAUUUGCUCGGCAACCGAACAGUCGAUCUGGCGUCUGCGAAAUGGUCCCCUUCCGUAUACUCCGUCCUGCUCUUGCUUUUGCGGACUUCGACCAACUUCAAGAUCAGGAUCCAAGCAGCCGCAGCUCUGGCCGUGCCAACAAAUCGAAAAGAUUACGGCAUGUCUUUCCCGGACAUCGUGCGCUGCUUCGCCGCCACUCUCGAGAGCUUAGAAUCGGACCAGGGGGAGCGUCCGAGCGACUUCAAGUACCGCAGCAACCUGCAAGAGCAGGUCUUAGCGACGCUCCUCCACGUGCUGGCCUGUACGGAGCCCGGCGACUUCUCGGCGCUUCGAGACCCGCUGGUAAAGCGACAAGCAUUCCUUCAGGACUGCAUCAGUUUCGCGUGGGCUUCAGUAAGACCCCCCGAAGGAGACGAAGCAGGUGUAUCAUCUGCAGCAGAGGCAAGGCCCAGAGAUCUCGCUGAGACACCCCAAGCAGAUGCCACGUGGCAGCUGCAGAAGCCUCCACGUCAUCCUGCUGUCGACAUCGACGAGCAGCCGCUGCCGCCUCCAAAGAAGGGGUCAAUUUCGCCAAAGGGCUUGGGCUCCAGCGGUCACGGGCAGACUGCUGUUUUGUACAACCGGAGCGAUGUGGAAUUAGCCAUAGCUUCCCUUCGAAUCAUGUAUGAUCGUAAUGAUCACAAAGAGGUCGCCGCUAUGUACGCUGCGUGUCGUAUACACGCGUAGAUCAGGAGUAGGCAGGUACAGUCUAAGAGAUGAACCUCAAUCUGCGAAUAGGAACCAAAAGGGAGCCACCCACUAUGAAAGCUAGGAUUUAUUGUUCGCAGAUUACUAUAAGCAUUUUGACCUUUGCAUCUUGUCCUGGCUAGCAUCGGAGAUCUCCGACCAGUGUGCUCCCGCCACCAGAGGUGCGUCUUGCCCGAAGAAACUUUGUUCCGAAG